Molecule: messenger RNA, 2775 nt
Organism: Saccharomycodes ludwigii
Lineage: Eukaryota; Fungi; Ascomycota; Saccharomycetes; Saccharomycodales; Saccharomycodaceae
Gene: KNS1
Product: serine/threonine protein kinase KNS1
Exons: 1
Coding region: 1-2775 (924 amino acids)
Biological process (GO): protein phosphorylation
Cellular component (GO): nucleus
Molecular function (GO): protein kinase activity; ATP binding
Source: RefSeq, a predicted model, not a curated record
AUGAUGGUUUCCAACACAACAAGGGUGCAGCAGCUUAAUAACAAUACUAACAACAGCAAUGAUAACAAUAAUAGUAUUAGCACUUCUAAUGAUACUAUUUUCAUGGAAGAUUCAGACAGUGUUAGUACCAAUAGUGAACUAGGAACAAGAAGAAGGAGAAGAAGGAGAAGAAGAAGAGAUCUUGAUAUAAACAAUGAUGUUACUGUUUCUACAACUUCCAGUGUGCCUGGAACCAUGGAUAAUAACAAUUUUAUAACUCAUUUAUUAAAUAAACAGUCUACUCUGUUAUCUACAAACUUUUCACUAGAUGAUACCCAUAAUUCUGGCAUUGAAAUUGAUAAUAAAAAUGAUAACAAUGACUGUAUAGAAUCAGAUGAUGACAUUAUAUUCAUUAAAGAAGAAAAGGUUAAGAAUCAACAAGAUUCUGUUGUGUCACUGAAAAAGGAGCAUUCUAUUGAUGCCCUUACUACCACAAAAGACACCCAGCAUAACCACCAAAAUUAUCUGUUGGUACAUGAAGAUGAUACUUCUGAUAUUAUGGGAGUAACCGGCGCAACCGAUAAAAAGCAAAGAACUGUCUCUAUACCACAAUUACCACAUGCUAAAUUACAGUACCAACCGCCUGCUUCCCUGUUACUUUCAAAUAAUAGCAAUGCUGGCAACUGUGCCACUAGUACUUUUCAUAAAAGGUAUUUAAAUUCGCAACACAGUAAUGAUUUUUUGGGUGAUGGCACAAAUUUUAACGGUAGUGCUAUAAUAGAUUACGAUGAGGAUGGAAAUGAACUGUUUAAUACGGAAACAAGGGGUAACGGAGGAGUUGAAGAAGAGGAAAAUGAUGUUGAUAAUAUUAGCCCCAACGAUGAGACAAAAAAUUAUGGCGACAACAACAUCGUCGAUGCUAAUAAUUUGAUGAUGAACAUGCUUAAUUCCAGUACUACCGUCACAAACAACAAUAAAUACAACUAUUAUGAUUACUAUAACUACAGUAAUAGGAUUAAUAACAACAACAUUCCUGGUGAUGACCACAUCAACUAUGGUUUUGAUGAUGAAGAUAUAGACGAUGGGUCGCAUUCUACAACUUUAAAAAGAAAUAGGAGAGUUUCUAUAAGAGUUAUUGAAGAUAACACAAGUUAUAGUCCUCCUGGUGGCAAUUUUUUGUUUGAUCAAAGAAAAAAAUUAAAAGUUUUCAAUCACAAUAAUGCAAAGAUGUCGCACACUUUAUUUCGCACCAAUAAUAAUGCCAAAAUAAGAUUUGAUACUGACGAAAAGGAUGGCCAUUAUAUUUUUUAUCCUAAUUCUAUUAUUUGUGGAGGUAGAUAUUUAACUAAGGAUAUUUUAGGAAAAGGCACUUUUGGUAAAGUAAUUAAGUGUGUUGAUCUACAGCAUCAACAACAACAACAAAUGGAGGCUAAUAAUAAUGGUAGUAACAAUAAUAGUACUACCAAAUACUGUGCCUUAAAAAUCAUUAAGGCUAUAGAUAGAUAUAGAGAAGCAGCCAAAACAGAACUACGCAUACUAAUUACGAUAUACAAGAACGACCGGUUUGGGGAGUAUCAAUGUCUAUUGCUACGUGAUUUUUUUGAUUACAAAAAUCACAUUAUUAUAGUUUCAGAUCUAGCUGGUAAAUCUGUGUAUGAUUUCAUGAGCAGUAAUGGGGUUGGUAGAUUUUGUGGUUCCCAUGUUCAAGCAAUGGCUAGACAAAUUAUUAGGAGUACUUGUUUUUUACAUGAUUUGAAUAUAGUGCAUACUGACAUUAAACCGGAAAAUACUUUACUAGUCGAUGAUAAACAUUAUUGGGAGGUACAGUUACCUAAUCCAGUGGUUAAAAAAUUAAGUAAGCGUAGGUUCGAGGCUAGUUUGGGUAAAAGAAAGAUUUUAUAUAAUCCUGAAAUCAAAAUCAUUGAUUUUGGUAGUGCCGUAUUCAAUAACGAGUUUCAUCCAGAUGUAGUUAGCACCAGACAUUAUAGAGCACCUGAGAUUAUUUUGGGGUUAGGCUGGUCCUUCCCAUGUGAUAUUUGGAGUAUAGCCUGUGUUUUAGUGGAAUUGGUGACUGGUGAAUCGCUUUAUCCCAUACACGAAAAUGUUGAGCAUUUGGCUAUGAUGCAAAGAAUACAUGGCACAAAGAUACCUUCUAAGUUGAUUUCCAAAAUGAUAUUUAAUUUAGAACAUGAAAAUGAGUUGAGAUAUGCCAUACCGUCCAGAAUCAUUAAAAAAGAAUUAUUGCCUUACUUUUUUAAACUGAAUAAUUUCAAUAGAAAGGUCGGUACUGAUGAGCAUGAAGCUGAGUAUUGUUUCCAAUGGCCCAAAAGGAACAGCAGAAAGGUUUUGUUAACCCCAAGGGACUCUAUUAAAAGAGUGAUGGAUAAUUGCGACCGUUUAGAUAUUUGGUUGAGCAAGAAAAUUGGAAGGGAUUAUCCAUGGAUUAUUUUGUGUAAUAUGGAAAUGGACAUAGAAACAAAUUGGAAGCUUAUUUUAAAAAACAUGGAUACAGAUAACGCUUCUUGCAGUGAAUUAAAUUAUGGGGCUAUUCCAAGUAACACUGCUUUCAAUAAUAAUCAGAACGCAUAUUACUACGAUAAUAAUAAGCCUGAUAGAGACGUAUUUGAAUUUUGGUACUAUUUCGUAGACUUAUUGAUUAAUAUGUUCGAAUUUGAUCCGGAAAAGAGAUUAACCGCAAAGCAAGCUUUAGAACAUAAGUGGUUUGAUAUGGGUAUUAUAGAUGAGGGUAUCUUGAAUUAUCAAAGUGCUGGCGUCGUGAGCAGCCACACUCUGUAA